UUUUUUUUCCUUUUUCUUGUUUCCGGUGCUCCCGCCAUGGCGGCUCCGAACACCCUGUCGCUCUUCACCAGCCUGGGCCUCAGCGAGCACAAAGCCCGCGAGACACUCAAGAACACCGCUUUGAGCGCGCAGCUGCGCGAGGCGGCGACCCAAGCUCAGCAGUUUCUGGGCUCCACCAUCGACAAGGCUACCGGGACCCUGCUAUAUGGGUUGGCCUCCCGACUCAAGGACCCUCGGCGUCUCCCUUUCCUCGUGGGCUAUGUCGCCAGUAAGAAGAUCCACACCGAGGCCCAGCUGAGUGCUGCCCUUGAGUACGUGCGGAGUCACCCCCUGGACCCAGUCGACACUGUGGACUUUGAGCAGAAAUGUGGUGUGGGCAUCAUGGUGACCCCAGAGCAGAUUGAGGAAGCUGUGGAGGCCACCAUAAAUCGACACCGGCCCCAGCUCCUAGUAGAACGUUACCGUUUCAACAUGGGGUUGCUGAUGGGAGAGGCUCGGGCUGUGCUCAAGUGGGCGGAUGGCAAAAUGAUCAAGCAUGAAGUGGACAUGCAGGUCCUCCACCUUCUGGGUCCCAAGAUGGAGGCUGAUCUGGAGAAGAAGCUCAAGGUGGUGAAGGCUCAACCAGAAGAAACUGACCAGAAGACAACUAAGGAUGUGGUGGAGAAUGGUGAGGCUGCUGGCCAGGCCCUCUCCCUGAUGGAACAGCUCCGGGGGGAGGCGCUCAAGUUCCACAAGCCUGGUGAGAACUACAAGACCCCAGGCUAUGUGACUACCUCACACACAAUGGAUCUCUUGAAGCAGCACCUGGAGAUCACUGGAGGGCAGGUGCGUACCCGGUUCCCACCAGAGCCCAAUGGAAUACUGCACAUUGGACAUGCCAAAGCCAUCAAUUUCAACUUUGGCUAUGCCAAGGCCAACAAUGGGAUUUGCUUUCUGCGCUUUGAUGACACCAACCCUGAGAAGGAGGAAGCAAAGUUCUUCACUGCCAUCUGCGACAUGGUGGCCUGGCUGGGUUACACACCUUACAGGGUGACAUAUGCUUCUGACUACUUCGAGCAGUUGUACACCUGGGCUGUGGAGCUCAUCCGCAGGGGCCAGGCCUAUGUGUGCCACCAGCGAGGAGAAGAGCUUAAAGGCCACAACCCAUUGCCCUCACCCUGGAGGGACCGUCCGGUGAAGGAAUCGCUGCUGCUGUUUGAGGCAAUGCACAAAGGCAAGUUUGCAGAGGGUGAGGCCACACUGCGCAUGAAGCUGGUGAUGGAGGAUGGCAAGAUGGACCCUGUGGCCUAUCGAGUCAAGUAUACACCGCACCACCGCACAGGGGACACCUGGUGCAUCUACCCCACCUACGACUACACACACUGCCUCUGCGACUCCAUCGAGCAUAUCACCCACUCACUCUGCACCAAAGAAUUCCAAGCCCGACGAUCCUCCUACUUUUGGCUGUGCAAUGCACUGGAUGUCUAUUGCCCAGUGCAGUGGGAGUACGGCCGCCUCAAUCUACACUAUGCUGUUGUCUCUAAGAGAAAGAUCCUACAGCUUGUGGCAGCUGGUGCUGUACGGGACUGGGAUGACCCACGGCUUUUCACACUCACAGCCCUGCGGCGGCGGGGCUUUCCACCUGAGGCCAUCAACAACUUCUGUGCCCGGGUGGGGGUGACAGUGGCACAGACCACAAUGGAGCCACAUCUGCUGGAAGCAUGUGUGCGUGAUGUGCUGAAUGACACAGCCCCACGGGCCAUGGCUGUGUUGGAGUCACUACGGGUUGUGAUCACCAACUUUCCUGCUGCCAAGUCCUUAGACGUCCAGGUGCCCAAUUUCCCAGCUGAUGAGACUAAGGGCUUCCAUCAUGUUCCCUUUGCAUCUGUCGUCUUCAUCGAGCAAACAGACUUCAAGGAGGAGCCAGAGCCAGGAUAUAAGCGCCUGGCAUGGGGCCAGCCCGUGGGCCUGAGGCACACAGGCUAUGUCAUUGAGCUGCAGCACAUUGUCAAGGGCCCCAAUGGGUGUGUGGAGAGCCUGGAGGUGACCUGCAGACGGGCAGAUGCUGGAGAGAAGCCUAAAGCCUUUAUUCACUGGGUGUCACAGCCUUUGACGUGCGAGAUUCGCCUCUAUGAGCGACUAUUCCUGCACAAGAACCCUGAGGAUCCUGCUGAGGUACCUGGUGGAUUCUUAAGUGACCUGAACCCGGCAUCGCUACAAGUGUUGGAGACAGCAUUAGUGGACUCCUCUGUAGCCCUGGCAAAGCCCUUCGACAAGUUCCAGUUUGAGCGGCUUGGGUACUUCUCUGUGGAUCCAGAUAGCUGCCAUGGACAGCUUGUCUUCAACCGGACUGUCACACUGAAGGAGGACCCAAGGAAAGUAUGAACUGGAGAUGCAGUAGACCCCUCCCUUGGUCCCAGAAGUUGAGAAUACUUUCCCCACUGUAGACUCCAUGUCAAUAAAGAAAAGCUGAAUCCCCCUGGA
Molecule: messenger RNA, 2463 nt
Organism: Choloepus didactylus (southern two-toed sloth)
Lineage: Eukaryota; Metazoa; Chordata; Mammalia; Pilosa; Megalonychidae
Gene: QARS1
Product: glutaminyl-tRNA synthetase 1
Exons: 24
Coding region: 37-2364 (775 amino acids)
Biological process (GO): translation; glutaminyl-tRNA aminoacylation
Cellular component (GO): aminoacyl-tRNA synthetase multienzyme complex; cytoplasm; cytosol
Molecular function (GO): ATP binding; glutamine-tRNA ligase activity
Source: RefSeq, a predicted model, not a curated record